AUGCCUUAUACACCUGCAAGCUUAGAUUCAUUGCCGGACAGACCAUUGAGGAAAAUAUUCGAUCAUUGUGGUUUGAAAGAAAAAGAAAGCUUGAAGCGAACAUCUGCCUCAUUACGACACUUCCAUGUAACGAAUCAAUUCGACCAUGAACUAACCCAUGUUCUGGUCCACGCAACAUCGGCAAAUCAGAUUUAUGUUCGACUUCAAACUCCAGAAGAAGACUUCGAUAUAAUUUACAAUCAAAGUGGGGAAAACCAUUGCACAGUGGCACAUAAUGGAGGAAUACGAACAAUAGAGCGAAGAGAUAUGACAACAAUUGCUGGACAUGAUUUGGGACUUAUUCUGCAGAAUCAGCAGUCCCGUAUCAAGGAGUUGACAUUGGCUUUCAACGAAGAGUGCCGGACAACAAUCUGUGAACAACUUGUGGAUCACCUUAUGCAUGGUCUUGAUAAUCAUAUUCAUGGACAACAUGUGAUACUAAAAGCCGACCAGUUUUGGUACAGUGGAAUUAUCAAUGAGACUCCGAUUAUGAAAAUUUUGAACAAACUUCAGUCGGAAACUUUGACAACGAUUUGGUUGGACGACGAGAGUGAGCAAAGAUUUCAUCCGAUUGAGAGAAUUAUGAACUCGGAUCAUUGGAAAGGGACGUAUGAAGUUUAUUUAAACGGAUUUGCGGUUCGGAAUUCGCUCAAAAACUUUUAUCAUAUACCGAUGGGCAGAUUUGAUAUUGAAUCGGUUUCGACACAUGAGCUGAUGGAGUUGAGAGCGCUGAUUAUCUUUGAAAUCCUGGAAUUCACCAUAAUGGCGAUUCGAGACCAAAGGCGAUUCUUGACUUUAUUUGGAAAACCACGGAAAACAGAAGGAAACACACAAAUCUGGUACUUCAGAUACAAAAAGAAAACAUCAGACAAUCUUCGAAGCAUGCUCCGAGUUCAAUUCAUUGAUAAGAAAACAUUUAUUUUCCAAAGAUUCACAGAGGAUCAAUAUGAGCUAAUUGAAAUGGAAAAGAGUGAAAUGGACACAAUCUUAUCAACGCCGAAUAAAUUUAAGACAUAA
Messenger RNA from Caenorhabditis briggsae, 1056 nucleotides. Gene Ontology annotation, biological process: innate immune response. NCBI's taxonomy places the organism in Eukaryota, Metazoa, Nematoda, Chromadorea, Rhabditida, Rhabditidae. The transcript is spliced from 3 exons. The coding region runs from base 1 to 1056 and encodes 351 amino acids. The record is from RefSeq and is a predicted model, not a curated record.